AUGGAUGUGAUUCACUUGACGCCAAUCGAAUACAUUCAGAUUGGCAACACUGCAAAACACACGCUUGGCAUCAUCCCGUCGUCCUCUGGAAGGCCAGACAAGGUUAUUGUUGGCGACAACGAUGGCGUCCUGACAUGCUUUGGCAUCAAGAAGCAACACCCCGUUGUCCUAUUCAAGACGCUUGGCGGCACGGCAAUAACACGACUGGAGAUGCUUGGUGACCGCGCCUUCGUCGCUGCUGGGUCCGAGGUCCGCGGGUACAGCAAGAAGGGAAAGAACUUCUUCACAAUGACGACAUACAUGACGGAGGCCAUCAACGCAAUGUGCCUGCGUGAUGGACACAUUCAAGUGGCUGGAGAGUAUCUGUACACGCAUUUCGUGAACAAUAAGGACGAGCAUUCGUACAUGGCAUCAGACACCAUCAGGGACAUGGUUGCCAUCCACCUUCCGAGCCAGCACGGCGCACCCACUGCUAGCACGAAACACAAGCUCCCGGUGCUUGCCUGCUCUGAUCGCAGCCUACGAGUGCUCGAGGGGUCGCGUGUUGUGGUGUAUGCGGACCUGCCAGAUGUCCCCGAGUGCCUGUGCUGCUUCGACGACCCCUCGUCCUCCGUCAAGGGCACCGUGCUCGUCGGCGCGGCGAAUGGCACGUUUGCCAUGAUCGAACUCGGCAGGGACGGGUUUGAGGUGGUAUGGGUGCACCGGGGCCUGGAUCAGGCUGCCUCCGUGACGGCGAUUGCGACGUACGAUGUGAUGGGCAGCGGAACACCAAACGUGCUGGUUGGUCGAAGUGACGGUGCUGUGGAGGUGUACACCUUUGAAGAGGACGGCGAAGUGGACACGGCCGGCCCGCCAACACUCGUCCACAAGACGAGCGUGGGCUCCACGAUCACGUCCAUCGCUGGUGCGCGUGUGUCGAGCAGAGACCACGCCGAGGUUGUUGUUGUGACGUACUCUGGGCACGUUGUUGGCCUCUCGUCGGACCCGGCCCUCGCAUCGGCAGAGAGCAGACACGCCGCACACGCCUCAGACGUCGACAAGAUGAACACCCUGAACCGGGAGAUUGCUGCGUUGGAGGAGCAGCUUGCCUCUGCAACAGACGCGGCGACACAGCAGUCAUCAUCAUCAUCAUCAUCGAAAGAAGCGCUGCCGUCCGCCAUGCCCGAUAUCGACAUCCUCUGUAACUUUGAGCUUCGAAGCCAGCUCGCCAGCUAUCUCCUCUCCAUCGAAACCUCCGUUUCAAUCGACUUUGUUCUCCUCCAGUCGAAUGUCCCGCUUGAUCUGCUUGACGUCAGCCACUCAAAGGCCGUUGCGUCCUUCACCAGCGGCGGCUCCGAUGGCAGCGCGGUGCUGGCCACGUACCGCUGUGAGGACGGAAUCACAAAACUCGAUGUCCGCCUGCGCUCGAUUGAGGGCCAGCACGGCACGUUGAAUGUGUUCGUGGUCCCGCGCACGAAACCGAAGAUUGCACACAGGCGCGAGCUGCCGAUUCGCGCGCUCGCACUGCACGAACGCUCGCUCAAGCCCAUCGACGACGCAAACCUUGUCAACAAGUUGGAGAUCAACGGGUCGUUUGCUCUCGCUGACGUCCACUCCUGGCUCGCACAGUGUCUCCCUGAGGUUCCAUCGCGGCUGCCAACGUCGCCCUCCGUCUCGUACGCGUUCCGCUCCACGUUCAUCGGCACCGCCCUCACCUGCACGCUCGCGACAAUCUGUCCACUCUCGCCAAAGUCAAGGACAUCAUUUAGCACAGCGCAACUGCACGCAACAAUCACAUUGACAGAAGAUGUUGAUCCGCACUCGUGCGUGUAUGUGCUGGAGCGCUUGGCGCCGAAACUCGAGCACCAGAUUGAUCUCAUGCGAAAGGUCGAAAUCAUCCAGACCCUCAAGGAAUUGGAGACGCAGGAGGGCGGACGCGAAUCACUCUCGGCGGAAUACCGCGCCAUCCUCGAGCACGCUGCUGAGUUGAUGGCGGAGUACGAGAGCCAGCCGUGUCAGCUGGAACGCCUCUACGGUGUCGUCACCGACCUCUUCAUCGACAAAUGCAAAGCCCUCGGGUUGAACGGCAAGCCGCAUUUGGUGACGCUGACGGCGAUAUUGGACAACUACGACUUCAACAGUCUCAUUGACUUUUUCGAACACGAAAUCGAGUAA
This is a messenger RNA of Salpingoeca rosetta, 2154 nucleotides long. RefSeq lists its product as uncharacterized. Gene Ontology annotation, biological process: intracellular transport; intracellular protein localization; cilium assembly. Gene Ontology annotation, cellular component: axoneme; BBSome; ciliary basal body. Gene Ontology annotation, molecular function: protein binding. The coding region runs from base 1 to 2154 and encodes 717 amino acids. The record is from RefSeq and is a predicted model, not a curated record. The transcript has 23 exons. NCBI's taxonomy places the organism in Eukaryota, Choanoflagellata, Craspedida, Salpingoecidae.